Messenger RNA from Staurois parvus, 289 nucleotides. Lineage: Eukaryota; Metazoa; Chordata; Amphibia; Anura; Ranidae. The record is from the annotation of a GenBank genome assembly.
GCACUGCCCGAGGGCCCGGGGUCAGUAGGGGGGCCCCAUGAGAUGCCCCUGGUACCUUUUUCAUAGGCUUUUUUGCGUUUGGGCAAGGACACAGGAGCCCCAUGAUUCCCUAUUGCCCGGGGGCCCCAUGAGUUGUCAGUCCGCCCCUGGUAAAGGGAUCUAAAAUACGUAGUAGACUUUCACAUGGGCUGGUUCUAGCCAACUCAGUAGAUUGUUUCAGAAGUCCAGAUGUGUUUCUAAAUGCACAGCUACUAAUUUCAAAGAGGUUACUUUAUACACUCACCGGCCA